Messenger RNA from Petromyzon marinus (sea lamprey), 865 nucleotides. The record is from RefSeq and is a predicted model, not a curated record. NCBI's taxonomy places the organism in Eukaryota, Metazoa, Chordata, Hyperoartia, Petromyzontiformes, Petromyzontidae.
ACACCCCGUGUGACACCCCGUGUGUCUCUCCCUGUCUCCGUGUGUCUCCGUGUGACUCCGCGUGUCUCCAGCGAGUGAGGACGUGGUGAUGGAGCUCCCAGUCUGCACGUUCCAGCUGCCUGACAUGUCCCUGUCUUCAUGUCUCUGUGUUACUCUCCGUGUCUCCGUGUCUCCGUGUGUCUCCGUGUGUCUCCGCGUGUCUCCGCGUGUCUCCAGCGAGUGAGGACGUGGUGAUGGAGCUCCCAGUCUGCACGUUCCAGCUGCCCGACAUGGCCCUGUCUCCGUGUGUCUCCGUGUGUCUCCGUGUGUCUCCGUGUCUCUCCGUGUGUCUCCAGCGAGUGAGGACGUGGUGAUGGAGCUCCCAGUCUGCACGUUCCAGCUGCCCGACAUGGCCGUGUACAGCGAGGACUUCCGCUCCUUCCUGGAGAGAGACCUCAUCGAGAUGGCCACACUGCUCGCUCUUGAGAACUCUGGCCGGCUCAACUGGUGGACCAAGGUGGGAGUGAAUCUCCAGCGGUUGCUACCGUUAGCCACCACUGGUGAUGGGAACUGUCUACUGCACGCAGCGUCUCUCGGGAUGUGGGGCUUCCACGACCGUAACCUGGCCCUGAGGAAGGCUUUGCACGGCCUGGUGCACGGCACGGCACCGCCAGACUCCGGCGACAACCACAACCACCACCAGCAGCACCACAACCACAACCAGCACCAGCAGCACCACCACCAGCAGCAGCAGCAGCGUGAAGCUGGCGACUGGCAGCGCUGGCGAGUGAGGGCGCUCAAGUCCCGCUGGAGGUGGCAGCAGGCGAUGCAGAACGAGGAGGUGGGACUAGCGGCAGCGGUGUCAUCAUCAUCAGUAGUAGUAGCG